Molecule: messenger RNA, 1110 nt
Organism: Acytostelium subglobosum LB1
Lineage: Eukaryota; Evosea; Eumycetozoa; Acytosteliales; Acytosteliaceae
Exons: 2
Coding region: 1-1110 (369 amino acids)
Source: RefSeq, a predicted model, not a curated record
AUGACAAGGUUGCAUGAUGCUCGUAUGCAGUUGUUCAAUGGCAAGGGUAACUUGUAUAUCACCAAGGAGAACACCUUUGCAACGUAUACAUUCGAGGACCUUAGAGCUGGAGAGUAUUGUAUCGUGGGAUCAUACCCCAAUGGCAGCUACAUCCCUGGUAAGAAUGACAACAAGUUCAACAAUGGCAAGUUCUGCACGAGUAUCCCACCCAACGAAGACAAUGCCGACUUUGGAAUGGUGCUCGCUCAAACAUACACGAUCCAAGGCAGCGUAUUCUAUGAUGUCAACAAUGAUGGCGUGCUCAACACGGCAAACUUGUUGAAUGGAGCGACCAUUGAGCCUCAAACAGACAUUGGCACGAAUAUUCAAACGUUGGAGAAUGUUACAGGAUCAUACUCAUUCGCCGUACCUCAAGGCACCUAUUGUAUUGUCGGACGCUAUCCCGAUGGUACAUACAUAUCAGGUGAUCACAUUGGCGACAACGUGUUUACCAACGGCAAGUUCUGUACUCAAGUGCCUCCCAACAACCUAUCGGCUCACUUUGGUAUGAAGAAGGCUCCAACAUAUGUACUCGAAGGAAUUGUUUGGGACGACACUCUAGACAACGCAGGAGUGUUCGAUUCAAACAAGCCAAUUGAGGGCGCUGCGAUGGAGAUCCAAUUCGCCAAUGGCACAAAGACUGGCACAGUAUACUCUUCACAAACAGGAGUAUACUCAUUUGUCAAUCUACUCCAAGGUCGAUACUGUGUUGUGGCAACCAAGUCCAACUAUCUCCCAGGCUUUGCCAUCCGAGACAAUGUAUACGACAAUACUGGCAGGUUCUGCACCGACAUCCCACCAUCAAACUCCAAGGCAUAUUGCUCCAUGAUCAAGGAUGAGAAGUACACACUACAGGGCAUGACAUUCAAUGACAAGAACAAUGGAGUAAUGGACCCUAAUGACUUGGUCAAGGGCGUGAACCUGGAACUACAGGACAAUGUCGGUGGAGUGAUCACAUCUCAGCAACACACAAGGAAGCUACUCAUUCGCCAACCUCAACCGUGGACAAUAUUGUAUUGUGGCCACUUACCCCGAUGCAAGAUACACACCCAGUCCUACAAAGCAGGCUGA